This is a messenger RNA of Peromyscus maniculatus bairdii (prairie deer mouse), 3096 nucleotides long. Lineage: Eukaryota; Metazoa; Chordata; Mammalia; Rodentia; Cricetidae. The record is from RefSeq and is a predicted model, not a curated record.
AGCAGGUGUCCUAUGAUGUGCCUCCAGCAGUGGGAACCACAACCAGCAGGAGGCUCAGAGGCACCGGAGCCUAGAGCCAGGGAAGGCAGGGUGCUUCUUCAACUUCCAGCAUGGCACAGAGCACAAGCACCGUUUCUUCUGUUUCCUCCCGGACACAGGACGGGGCCCUCGGGAUUAGGAGAGGCUCAAAUCCAAACAGACCAGGUUCAGUUCUGCAGCGGAGCGACAGCCGUGGUUCAGGCCGCCCUCUGCAAACCCAGGCAAGAACGUGUAGCCAUAAAGCGGAUCAACCUGGAAAAAUGCCAGACGAGUAUGGAUGAGCUAUUAAAAGAAAUUCAGGCCAUGAGUCAGUGCAGCCACCCCAACGUAGUGACUUAUUACACUUCCUUUGUGGUCAAAGAUGAACUUUGGCUGGUCAUGAAAUUACUAAGCGGAGGUUCCAUGUUGGAUAUCAUCAAAUACAUCGUCAAUCGAGGAGAGCACAAGAAUGGAGUUCUGGAAGAGGCAAUAAUCGCAACAAUUCUUAAGGAAGUUUUGGAAGGUUUAGACUAUCUGCACAGAAACGGCCAGAUCCACAGGGAUUUGAAGGCUGGUAAUAUUCUUCUGGGUGAGGAUGGUUCAGUACAGAUAGCGGAUUUCGGAGUAAGUGCAUUCUUAGCAACAGGGGGUGAUGUUACACGGAAUAAAGUGAGAAAAACAUUUGUUGGUACCCCAUGUUGGAUGGCUCCUGAAGUCAUGGAACAGGUCAGAGGCUAUGACUUCAAGGCUGACAUGUGGAGUUUCGGAAUAACUGCCAUUGAACUAGCGACUGGAGCCGCGCCCUAUCACAAAUACCCUCCAAUGAAAGUGCUGAUGCUGACUUUGCAAAAUGACCCACCCACUUUAGAAACUGGAGUAGAGGAUAAAGAAAUGAUGAAAAAAUAUGGCAAGUCCUUCAGAAAGUUACUUUCACUGUGUCUUCAGAAAGAUCCUUCCAAAAGGCCCACAGCAGCAGAACUUUUAAAAUGCAAAUUCUUCCAGAAAGCCAAGAAUAGAGAGUACCUGAUUGAGAAGUUGCUGACGAGAACGCCAGACAUAGCCCAGAGAGCCAAGAAGGUACGGCGAGUUCCUGGGUCCAGUGGUCACCUCCAUAAAACUGAAGAUGGAGAUUGGGAGUGGAGUGAUGACGAAAUGGAUGAGAAGAGUGAGGAAGGAAAGGCAGCUGCCUCCCAAGAGAAGUCUCGAAGAGUAAAAGAAGAAAAUCCAGAGAUCUCGGUAAACGCUGGUGGCAUCCCAGAGCAAAUACAGUCCCUCUCCGUGCACGACUCUCAGGGCCAACCCAAUGCCAACGAAGACUACAGAGAAGGUCCUUGCGCAGUCAACCUUGUUUUAAGAUUAAGAAACUCCAGAAAGGAACUGAAUGACAUACGAUUUGAAUUUACUCCAGGAAGAGAUACAGCAGAUGGUGUGUCUCAGGAGCUCUUCUCUGCUGGCUUGGUUGACGGUCAUGAUGUAGUUAUAGUGGCUGCUAAUUUACAGAAGAUUGUAGAUGACCCCAAAGCUUUAAAAACAUUGACAUUUAAGUUGGCUUCCGGCUGCGAUGGGGCGGAGAUUCCGGAUGAAGUGAAGCUGAUCGGGUUUGCUCAGCUGAGUGUGAGCUGAUGUAUGUCCCCCUCUGUCACCCUCAUCUAUCAUGCCCCACCUCUUCCAGCCCUCCCCCCACCCCCGCCUCCUUCUCCCCUCCCCCUCACUCCCAGUUCCCAACAAAAUAAGAAGAUUGUGAAGAGGCUGGCUUCGAUGACGUGGGAUAAAAAAAAAAAAUACUUUUUUACAAACUUAGAGCACUCUGAGUUCUGCUUUCUUCUCCAGCAAUCCACAGUCUGAGAACAGGCACGUGCCGCUGCCCGACGGUUGCCGACUUCUUUCCAGAAAGCUGUUUAAUAUUCUUAGCAGUCUCAAUUUGGAUAGCCCGUAAGAGAGGAGUCUGAAACACACUCAGGUGGUCCUGUCUCUUGCUAACAAAAGGAAUCUUCUACCUGAAGCCUUUUCUCCUUCUAUUGUAUUUCUGUUUAAUACUUUAAUUGUACAUCUGACAAUACUGCCUCUCUUAUGUUGUACUUAGAAAUUAAUAUACUUAUAAAAUUCAGAUUUAUUAGCCAAACUUGAAUUCUAGUUUUAAAACUGACUGUGAAUUUUAUUUUUCAUAUAUUUAUGCUUUCCACACCUUAGCGAUGAGGGAACCAGUUUUCAUCAUAUGCUUCCUGCAGUUGAUCUCUGGUUCUUUAAACCAAAAUUUCAGGUCUAUCUUUGGAGUAUUUGUAACUUCUAAUUUUUGAAAUGACUGAAUUAAGAAUUUGGAUGUUUGCUCUUUUGGUUUGUUUGCCUAAAAUCCAGUCCACAAUCCAGUUGUCUCUUGGGAGAGGGAGGUGCCUUGCAAACUUUCAUAUUACGAAUGUGCCUGAGGCUGCUUUACUCUGGAAUAGUCUCAGAUCUAAAACCUGCACUCCAUAAGGUGGCAUACUUAAAUUUUGCUUCAUACGAACAUUUAGAAUACUAUAAAAACAUUGCCAUUCUGUUAGAUUGUUAACUACACCCUUGUCUCUGAUUUGGCUCUCCUGAGGUGACGGGAUUUGUUAUUUUUAAGGUGAUAAACAUGACAGCACCAGAAUCUGAGUUCUACUUGAAACUCUGCAGAAUACACAGAUGGUGUGAAAAUAAUAGAAAGGGUUUUGUGCAAUGACAAAAGGUAAAAUUGCUGUAAACAUUCAAGAAUAAAUAUUUCCAACCCAAGAACCUUCUGCUUGACUAUGUAUUAUGAACCUAGUGAACGUUAGGAUUUUCAAAUUCGGAGUCUAAACCUUCGAGGAGGUGGGCUCCCGGGAUGGUACCAUUGCUCUUUCCUAGCUAACCCUAGAUACGGCAGCUCUUUAAUGUACUUUAAAAGCAAAUAUAUAUUACUAAGGAAAGAAGUUAUUUAUAAUUGCCUUGUCAUAAUUGUUAAGGUGUUCUAGAACCAUUUGCAUACAGUUUAAUGUAAUUCCAUUCCAUUCUGUUGUUUACACAAUUACUCAAAGAUGACUGCAAAGGUAAAAGGAAAUAAAAGUGUAUUGCACAGUG